This is a messenger RNA of Thyridium curvatum, 858 nucleotides long. RefSeq lists its product as uncharacterized. The transcript has 2 exons. The record is from RefSeq and is a predicted model, not a curated record. Gene Ontology annotation, molecular function: NADH dehydrogenase (ubiquinone) activity. Lineage: Eukaryota; Fungi; Ascomycota; Sordariomycetes; Thyridiales; Thyridiaceae. Bases 1 to 858 code for a protein of 285 amino acids.
AUGGCCAGCAAAAUCUGCAGAAGCAGGGCUGUCGCCUCUGCCCUGCGGCCGGCUAAGCCCUCGGUCGCGGCAGCUCGAUGCUUCUCCGUCACCAGCCGCCAGAGCGUCAACCUCCCCAAAGAUGCGCCCAACCUCCGCAAGGCCGAGAGGGCUCCCGUCGGCACCCUGCAUGUUCCCCUUGUGAACCCCGCCGACAAGUAUGCCUCCAAGGCCGACAACAUGCACAAGUACGGGUCUUGGAUCAUGAGCUGCAUGCCAAAAUACGUCCAGCAGUUCUCAGUCUGGAAGGAUGAGUUGACCAUCUACAUCUGCCCGUCCGGCGUCAUCCCCGUUUUCAACUUCCUCAAGUACAACACUUCCGCCGAGUUCACCCAGGUCAGCGAUAUUACCGCCGUCGAUUUCCCCACCCGCGACCAACGAUUCGAGAUUGUCUACAACCUCCUCAGUGUCCGGCACAAUGCCAGAAUUCGCGUCAAGACUUACGCCGAUGAGGCUUCUCCCGUGCCCAGUGUCACAGGCAUCUUCGACGGUGCCAACUGGUACGAGAGGGAGGUGUACGAUCUCUUUGGUGUCUUCUUCGUCGGCCACCCGGAUCUGCGGCGUAUCAUGACCGACUACGGUUUUGAAGGCCACCCUCUGCGGAAGGAUUUCCCCUUGACUGGGUACACCGAGAUUAGAUACGACGAGGAGAAGAAGCGAAUUGUGACGGAGCCACUGGAGCUCACGCAAGCUUUCCGGAACUUCGAGGGUGGCUCGAGUGCCUGGGAGCAGAUUGGUCCUGGCACGGACAGGAAGCCCGAGACCUUCAAGCUGCCCACGCCGAAGCCCGAGGAGAAGAAGGAAGAGCAGAAGAAAUAG